CUGCCCCUGUACAAAUCUAUCUUUAUUCUUUCUUCAUUCUGUAUUAAUAUAUUACAUGCAACUUCACAUUAACUGUAACCUCACUAACUCAUGUUUUCUGAUCUAAUUGUGUUUAGCAUGGAUUCAGUGGGAGUGAAUCUGAUUGAGACAGCUGCUCUUGGGAGACCCUUCCAGCUCGGCAUGCUGUAUGACUGCAGAAAAGACAAGUUAAUGGCAGGAAUCAGAUUUUGGAAUAAAGAACAGCUGGAGCAGAAUAUUUGUGCUCGUCCCCAGAUUAAUACAAAUUUCUCUGUCACAGCUUCAGACUCCAUUAAAGACAAAUCUAAGUUACUAAAUAUUGAAGGAGCACUCAACCUGAGUGUUUUAGGUGGACUCGUCCAGGUUAGUGGAGCAGCAAAGUAUCUCAAAGACACCAAGACGUCUUUCAUCCAGCAGAGACUGACGCUUCAUUAUCAUUCAACCUGCGAGUUUAAAGAACUGACCGUGAAUCAGCUAACUCCUGAAAAUAUUCCUGAUGAUGAUAAUGCCACACAUGUAGUAACAGGAAUCCUGUAUGGAGCAGAUGCCUGCUUUGUGUUUGACAGACAAGUUUCUUCAGAUGAGAACAAAAGCAGAGUAAAAGGAGAAGUUAAAAUGGCUCUAGAGAAACUGAGUGUCAUUUCAAUAGAUUCAAACGCUGACCUGGACAUGAAUGACAUUGAGAAAACUGCAGUCAAAAACUUCACUUGUACAUUUUAUGGUGACUUCCAGCUGCCGUCUAACCCGACCACUUUUGAAGCUGCGAUGAAGGUUUUUGCUGAUCUUCCAAAACUGCUGAAAGAUGAUCAAAAGCUGGCAGUUCCUCUGAGAGUUUGGCUUUAUCCUCUUCACAAACUCCACUCAAUAGCUUCAAAACUUCAGAAAGACAUCAGCAUGGAUCUAAUCCAAGAAACUGAAUCAGUGAUUGAGAGUUUAUAUACUGCUGAGAUGAAAUGCAGUGAUCUUCUGGAAGACUCUCCUGCUGUGGCUUUUGCUCCAUUUCAUGAUAAAAUACUGCAAAUGAAGCAGAACUGCUACAAGUACAAGUUGAGACUGGUAAAGAAACUCGGCUCUCUGCUGCCAAACAUCCGUGGAGACGUGAUGAAGGAAACAACAUUGAAUGAUCUUCUUCAAGAACAUGAGGAAUCUCCAUUCAAUAAUAGUGACCUCACAGAAUGGGUGAAGGAAAGAGAGAGUGAGUCUGAGAUCAUUAAAUCAGUCCUCAGACAGCUGAAGGAUUACGGUGCACAGUUGGAAGUCAACAUAGAUGCCAUCAUGAUGGAUCUGGAGGUCGGGAAUCUGGUCAGUUACACGUUCACAUCUCUGGACUGCUCAGACAUCAUCCUUCAGAAACAAAAGAUAUAUCUGAGUUCUUCAACAAAGGGAGAAAAGGUAGAGAUAAGCCCUGAUAAUAAGCAAAAGUCUUGGCUCACUGCCAAGAUCCGGAAGACCAUGAGGAGAAACUUAGAGAUAUUUAAGAGCUUGAUUGAUUCAAAGGACUGUAAACCAGCAAAGUUUAUCAUGUCCUCUAAAGAAAUGGUGAAUAAUCCUGGUUCCUGCAUUCUGCUGUAUGAAAGUGAAAGUGAAGAAGCUGUGUGCUUUAGUUCCCCAUCCAAACCAGUCUGUCCAGUCACUGAAGAGGUCACAGGUCAGAGUGUGGUCCUGAAGGUGGUUCCUCCAUCAUGUCCUGCUACAGUGGAGCUCAGAUUACUGUAUAAAGUGAAGCAGGACUCAGUCUGGAGAUCUGAAGCUGUGCUGAAGGAUCAACACACAGUUACUCUGACUGAUCUGAGAUCAGGAGCUGAGUAUGAGAUCAAGUGUGCAGCGCUGGGGAAACUCAACUACACCAGAGACAGUGACGUUAUGCAUGUAAGGAUCAUUGAGAAGAAGCUCAUCACAGCAUUAGACUGUGUCAUUGAUAAUCUGAGCUUCACUGAAAACAAAUGCAGUGAACUGUUGACAGACCCCAGGACAAACACAUUUAGCACAUUUCACAAGAAGAUUGAAGAUAUGAAGCGAUUCUGCCAAGACUACAGACAAGAUUCCAUUGUUAAAAUGCAGUCGCUGAUCCAGUCAGUUCAAGCCUGUGAAGAAGAGACUUGUGCUUUGACUGAUCUUCUACAAGCUCAUGAGAAGUCUCCAUUUAAUACACAGGAUCUCCAGGAGUGGAUCAGAGAGAAAGAGAAAGAGUUAAACACAGUUCAUGAGCUUCUUCAACAAUUACUGGACUCUGGAGUUGAAGUCAAAUUGAGCAUAGACACAGUUUUGUCAGAUAUUAAGGUGGAGAAUGUGGUUUGCUACACGUUUAGUUCCCUUGAGCAGACAGACAAGCUGCUUUCUGAACAAGAACAUUAUCUGAAAGCUCAAACAGUGGGGAUGAAUCCAGGAACGUCUCCUCGAGUUUUGACGUGGCUCACUGGAAACAUUAGAGAGAAAAUGAGAGAAAAUGUAUGCAUUUUUAAGGAGCUGAUGACAUUACAUGACGGUCAGUCCACUACAUUUAUUGUUUCCUCACAAGACCACCAAAAUAAUCCUGGUUCCUGCAUUCUGCUGUAUGAACUUGGAUGUGAAGAAGCUGUGUGCUUUAGUUCCCCAUCCAAACCAGUCUGUCCAGUCACUGAAGAGGUCACAGGUCAGAGUGUGGUCCUGAAGGUGGUUCCUCCAUCAUGUCCUGCUACAGUGGAGCUCAGAUUACUGUAUAAAGUGAAGCAGGACUCAGUCUGGAGAUCUGAAGCUGUGCUGAAGGAUCAACACAUAGUUACUCUGACUGAUCUGAGAUCAGGAGCUGAGUAUGAGAUCAAGUGUGCAGCGCUGGGGAAACUCAACUACACCAGAGACAGUGACGUGAUCACAGUCAACACAGAGAGCAAUAUGAGGAGCAGUGCAGAAAUGUCAGAAAUCAGCUCCAGUCCAGAUGAUCCAGUGAUCAGGAUUCUUCUGAUGGGCAGAAAUACUUCUGGGAAAAGCUCAUCUGGAAACACCAUACUGGGAGAAAAGAGAUUUAUAGUUAAAAAAAAACAAAAAAAGCAUGAAGCUGAAAAUCAGUUUGGUGAAGUCUGUGAGUGUCAAACACAGAUCGGUAGGAAGCAGGUUGCUGUGAUUGAUUGUCCAGAUCUACUGGAUCCAGAUCUGAAUGAAGAGCAGCUGGAGAUGAUGAAAGAGCAGCUGAUCUCUCGAUGUUCAGCAGGUCUCAGUGCAGUUCUGCUGGUUGUUCCUGCGGGGACAAAUGUGGAAAAUGAGGAAGAGAUGCUGGAUUAUAUUAAGUGUUUAUUUGGUCCUGAAGUUCAGAAGUACAUCAUGAUUCUGUUCACACAUGGAGAUGAACUGGAGGAAAUGGAUCAGACAAUUGAUGAACAUCUAAAACACAAAGAUCAUGCAGAUCUCCAGCAGCUGGUGACUGAAUGUGGAGGAAAGUUUCACUGCUUUAAUAACAAGAGAAAAUCAAAUCAUCAGAAACAAGAACUAUUGCAGAAGAUUGAAAGAAUGAUGAUGGCAAAUGGUAAUAGAUAUGAGAUGAAACCAUUGAACAAGAAAGCAAGCAGGGAUGCUCCUGAUGUACUUCUAUUAGGAGAGUCUUCGGCUGAUGAUCCUGAGGAGAUUGAUGUGAUUACUGAGAGGAAAGACCAGAUCAGGCUCAUUCUGCUGGGGAAAACUGGAUCUGGGAAAAGUGCCACUGGAAACACCAUCCUCGGCAGAAAUCUGUUCAAAUGUUCAGCCGGUUCAAACUCUGUAACAAAACAGUGUCAGUCAGAAACUAGAGUGAGGUUUGGUAAAGAGAUCUCAGUGAUCGACACACCUGGACUAUAUGAUAAUAAACUCAGUAAAGAGGAGAUUAUUACUGAAAUAGCAAAAUGCAUAACAUACUCGUCUCCUGGACCACAUGCUUUUAUUAUUGUCAUUAGAGUGGGUCGAUUCACUGAGGAGGAGAAAAAUACAGUAAAGGAGCUUAAAGAAGUGUUCGGAGAACAGAUAGAAAAAUACACCAUGAUUAUCUUCACUAACAAAGAUCAGUUAGAGGAGGAAAAUGAAACUGUUGAGCAGUAUCUUCAGAAUGGUGAUUCAGAUGUUAAAAAACUUGUUGAUGGUUGUAGAAACCAAUUCUUCUGUCUGGAUAACAAGUCUGCCAGUUUCCCACAAUUCAAAGAUCUGAUCAGUAAAAUAGAAAAGAUGGUAGAAGAAAAUGGUGGACACUUUACGAAUGAUCUGUUUGAGGGAACAGAGAAACUGUUUCUGAAGCAGAAAUUAGAGGAUAAAUUGGAGCACUUAGGCUUAGCAGACGAGUCUCAAUUUGAUGAUGAGCAUUUGGAAGAUGUACAGCGUUUAGCUCUCUCUAGGAUCUUGAUGAAUAUAGCAGAUGAGCUGGAAACUAAUCCUGAGUUCCAGCACCUCCUUGAUGAAAUGAUGUUCAGCAAAAGGGAUAUCAUUUACCACACCAUAAGGGAAAGGAUGUACUCCAUCAUACGGGAUGAAAUGCGCCGCACCACCAAUGAACCUCGCUAUUACACUAACCCUACCAUCGUGCAGGCCUGGAGGAAUGAGCAGAGGGGGAUCAUCAGGGAGUUGAAGGAGACUGGGGGUGGAUUGAUCCUGUCUGGUGACUGCAGAUCAGAUUCUCCUGGACACUGUGCCAAAUAUGGCAGCUACUCCUUAAUUGAGGAUCGAAAUAACAAAGUUUUGGAUGUUCAACUUGUCCAAAGCUCAGAAGUCCCAAGCAGCUCUUGGUGUGAGCUAGAGGGUCUAAAGCGGAGUAUACAGUUCCUGAUGGACCAAGACAUGCAAGUGUCUGCUCUGAUAACAGACAGAAAUCGGCAGGUGGCCAAGUGGGUAUGUGUACAGAAAGCACUGGAUGCUGUUGCAAAAGAGAGGGACUGUAAGGAUCUGAAGUGGUGGAAGCCAGUCAUUAUCAACCAUCUCUGCUGGACUGCAGUUUCCACCACUACAGGAGAUCCAGAUGAGAUGCAGGCAAAAUGGCAGGAAAAUAAGCCAGUGCUUCCAAAAUCUCAAGAUGGAGACAGCUCCUUAACUGUCACCGACACUGUCACCAGCGAAACUUGUGGCUGCACUGGGGCUGGUCAUUUGGUGUGCUCUUUAGCCAUAGUACCAGUGUUCUCUCAAAAAGAGAUUCCAGUUAAAGGAGAAAACAUUCCGCAACAGAAGGAUGUUAAGAAAUGGAAAUAUCUUGAAGAGGUGCAUCUUCCUCAGAUCGAUGUGGGUAUUGGCUUACUAAUCGGAACAAAUGUACCUAAGAUUCUUGAGCCAUGGAAGGUCAUCAACAGUAGAGGAGAUGAGCCUUAUGCUGUCAAGACCAUCCUGGGCUGGAUUGUAAAUGGACCUUUGGAGAGAGAGGACAUCCAAACUAACCGAAACACAGGAUGGACACGGGUGAUGGCAAACAGGAUUUCAGUGGUAACUUUGGAGAACCUAAUCCAACAGCAAAUGAGAAAAUUCAAAAGAAAUUCAGCUUUCUACAUGGACUAUUGUAGUUUCAUGGAGGACAUGUUACUCAAAGGUCAUGCUGAGAAAAUCCCUGCAAGUGAAAUUGAAGGAACCCUUGGCAGAAUCUGGUACAUCCCACACCACGGGGUGUAUCACCCACAAAAACACAAACCUCGAGUGGUGUUUGACUGUGCAGCUACCUACCAAGGAAAAUCACUCAACUCACAACUGUUGCAAGGACCCAACUUGAGUAAUUCUCUUAUUGGUGUUCUGGCGAGAUUCAGACAUAAGCCGAUUGCCCUUGCAGCAGACGUAGAAGGGAUGUUUCAUCAGGUCAGAGUUCCUGCUAAAGAUAAAGAUCUGUUAAGAUUCCUUUGGUGGCCUAAAGGGGACACUGCACAGGAAGUGGAGGAAUACAGAAUGAGUGUCCACUUAUUUGGUGCUACAUCCUCCCCAAGUUCUGCAAUCUACGCUUUGCAAAGUUGCACUGUACUUGCAUCCAUAAGUGAGGAGAGCAAAGCUAAGACAGUGAAGGACUUGGACCUGGAGAAAGACCAAAGUUACCAUUAG
Molecule: messenger RNA, 6024 nt
Organism: Carassius carassius (crucian carp)
Lineage: Eukaryota; Metazoa; Chordata; Actinopteri; Cypriniformes; Cyprinidae
Exons: 14
Coding region: 91-6024 (1977 amino acids)
Molecular function (GO): GTP binding; protein binding
Source: RefSeq, a predicted model, not a curated record